Molecule: messenger RNA, 2190 nt
Organism: Periophthalmus magnuspinnatus
Lineage: Eukaryota; Metazoa; Chordata; Actinopteri; Gobiiformes; Gobiidae
Product: protein transport protein Sec61 subunit alpha-like 1
Exons: 12
Coding region: 125-1555 (476 amino acids)
Biological process (GO): SRP-dependent cotranslational protein targeting to membrane, translocation; post-translational protein targeting to membrane, translocation
Cellular component (GO): Sec61 translocon complex; membrane
Molecular function (GO): transmembrane protein transporter activity; signal sequence receptor activity; ribosome binding
Source: RefSeq, a predicted model, not a curated record
CUGGUGACGUGUCUCUUUACGCUCGGUCUUUCUUCUUCUCCGCAGCGGCUGCUGAAUGGAGCCACACUGACUUUACUCAUCAUUAAAACUACUCUCACAGGACAGGAAUCAGCUUUAGGACAACAUGGGAAUAAAAUUUUUAGAGGUAAUCAAGCCUUUCUGUGCUGUAUUACCAGAAAUCCAGAAACCAGAAAGAAAGAUUCAGUUUAGAGAAAAGGUGCUAUGGACAGCCAUCACACUAUUCAUUUUUUUAGUGUGCUGCCAGAUUCCGCUUUUUGGCAUUAUGUCAUCAGACUCUGCAGAUCCGUUCUACUGGAUGAGAGUAAUACUGGCAUCUAACAGAGGUACUCUGAUGGAGCUGGGUAUCUCACCCAUUGUCACAUCAGGCCUCAUCAUGCAGCUUUUGGCCGGGGCCAAGAUCAUUGAAGUUGGAGACACUCCAAAAGACAGAGCUCUGUUCAAUGGAGCACAGAAAUUGUUUGGUAUGAUCAUUACUAUUGGACAAGCAAUCGUGUAUGUGAUGACUGGCAUGUACGGUGAUCCUUCAGAGAUGGGGGCUGGCAUUUGCUUAUUGAUCAUCAUCCAGCUUUUUGUUGCUGGUCUAAUUGUUCUGCUACUGGAUGAGCUGUUGCAGAAAGGUUAUGGUCUUGGCUCCGGUAUUUCUCUCUUCAUUGCAACUAACAUCUGUGAAACUAUUGUUUGGAAAGCUUUCAGUCCCACAACUGUCAACACCGGCAGAGGUACUGAAUUUGAGGGAGCCAUCAUUGCCUUAUUCCAUUUGCUGGCUACACGCACGGAUAAAGUGCGUGCACUGAGAGAAGCCUUCUACAGGCAGAACCUACCCAACCUCAUGAAUCUCAUCGCCACCGUCUUUGUUUUUGCAGUGGUCAUAUACUUUCAAGGCUUCAGAGUGGACUUGCCCAUCAAGUCUGCACGUUAUCGCGGCCAAUACAACACCUACCCCAUCAAACUUUUCUACACGUCCAACAUUCCCAUCAUUCUCCAGUCUGCUCUGGUCUCAAAUUUGUACGUAAUUUCCCAGAUGUUGUCGACACGUUUCAGUGGAAACUUCUUGGUCAACCUCCUGGGAACCUGGUCUGAUACCUCAAGUGGUGGACCAGCUCGCGCUUACCCAGUGGGUGGUCUUUGCUACUACCUUUCUCCUCCUGAAUCCUUUGGCUCUGUCCUAGAUGACCCUGUUCAUGCAGUUAUCUACAUAGUUUUUAUGCUAGGCUCUUGUGCAUUUUUCUCCAAAACAUGGAUUGAAGUAUCGGGAUCCUCUGCCAAAGAUGUGGCAAAGCAGCUGAAGGAACAGCAGAUGGUGAUGAGGGGUCACAGAGAAACUUCUAUGGUCCAUGAGCUCAAUAGGUACAUCCCAACAGCAGCAGCUUUUGGUGGCCUCUGUAUAGGAGGACUCUCUGUCAUGGCUGACUUUUUGGGUGCCAUUGGUUCAGGAACAGGAAUUCUUUUGGCCGUUACGAUUAUUUAUCAGUACUUUGAAAUCUUUGUAAAAGAGCAGAGUGAAGUUGGCAGCAUGGGUGCCUUGCUAUUCUAAAUACAAUAGACACAAUGCUCAACCCACCUCAAGUCCUAUUUAGCAUUAUUAUAGUGCAUACUGUCAACACUCGUCAGCUGGGCCAAUGUGUUUUUUUCUCACAAUAUUUUAUUUCAGUUUCUCAUGACAGUGGUGAGAUCAUCGGUUUAGUUAUCUCCAAGGUUUAAAAAAGUAUUGUUAAUCAAACUUUCUUUUUUUUUACCUAUACCUGUAAAAAAAAAAGUUUGCUGCCUAUAUUUGCUGAAGAAUGCCCAGAGCAAGUACGAAAUGUUGCCACAGACAUUAUUCAAAGCUAACUGUCUAUGGAAUGCUACGGACAUAAGUACAUAUUUCCAACACUAUGGAUUUUUUUAGUGGAAAUAAAUGUAUUCACCGGAACAGACAACUUUCAUUUCUUUAUUGUGAUAUUUUAAUAUGGACUGUUUAUAUCCACCUUGAUCAUAUGUGGGGCACUGGGGUUGUCCUUGUGUAGCUGGUCUCCAAAAGAUAAUGUCAUCUUAAAAAUGAAUUGCUGCACAAACUGCCGAGAACAUGUGGGUUAGGGUGGGUUUGGUAGGGACAGAAUGGGCUGUCAUAUUGGUUUUUACUUUAUGUAACAAAAUAUUAUUGUUAUUAAAACAGGAUUUUCCUAUACA